Notolabrus celidotus (New Zealand spotty) is the source of this 2401-nucleotide messenger RNA. It is a transcript of the gene aldh9a1b, whose product is annotated as aldehyde dehydrogenase 9 family, member A1b. Gene Ontology annotation, molecular function: 4-trimethylammoniobutyraldehyde dehydrogenase (NAD+) activity; aminobutyraldehyde dehydrogenase (NAD+) activity. The transcript is spliced from 12 exons. NCBI's taxonomy places the organism in Eukaryota, Metazoa, Chordata, Actinopteri, Labriformes, Labridae. The record is from RefSeq and is a predicted model, not a curated record. Bases 159 to 1715 code for a protein of 518 amino acids.
AUUUGGAAACAGAUUUGUCCGAUUCUUUCUACAGCACCUGAAUGCAUAUGUAACGUUGCGUGGUCGGCCCUCUCUAGUAUGAGAGUAUGAGCCAUUAACAUUGACAACAUUAAAGCUAGACUCCCAGCCACACUUGAAGUAAAGCCACCACUUAUAGUAUGCUCCAGAGGCUCACUGCUGUGUCUCUGCGGAGGCCCACAGCUGCUCCCCUCUCUGCGGCGGUGCGAUGCGUGUCCUCCGGCUCAGUAGACAUCACUGCCCCGCUGAACUUCUGGGCUGGAGAAAGGAGGACAAGCCAUGAGAAAUGCAAUAAAGAAAAGGUCUAUGAACCUUCUACAGGGCGAGUCCUCUGUCAUUUGGAGCCAUGUGGUGCCGUGGAGGUCGAUCUGGCUGUGAAGGCUGCACAGUCGGCCUUUGACAUCUGGAGUAAAAUGUCUGGGAUGGAAAGAGGGAGGAUAAUGAUAAAUGCUGCACAUAAGAUUGAGAGCAGGAGAGAGGAGAUAGCUGAAAUGGAGGUUGUCAACAAUGGGAAGUCCAUCACAGAGGCUCGUUUGGAUGUGGACUCUGCAAGGCUGUGUAUAGAGUACUAUGCAGGGCUGGCCAGCACUUUGGCAGGCCAGCAUGUCCAACUGCCAGGUGGAUCUUUCGCCUACACUCGCAGAGAGCCUCUGGGAGUCUGCGUUGGUAUUGGUGCCUGGAAUUAUCCUUUUCAGAUAGCAGCCUGGAAAUCAGCUCCAGCACUGGCUUGUGGUAACUCCAUGGUGUUCAAGCCGUCACCAGUGACUCCUGUCACGGCGGUCAUGCUGGCAGAGGUCUAUGCUGCGUCUGGAGCUCCAGAGGGGCUGUACAAUGUGGUGCAGGGCGGCCAGGAAACAGGGAGCUUACUGUGCCACCACCCUGAUGUCGCCAAGGUGUCAUUCACUGGGAGUGUGCCAACAGGAAAGAAGAUUAUGGAGAUGGCUUCAAAAGGGGUGAAGCCUGUGACGCUGGAGCUUGGGGGGAAAUCUCCUCUGCUCAUCUUUGAGGACAGCGAUCUGGAGAAUGCUGUGAGGGGAGCUCUCAUGGCUAACUUCCUGUCUCAAGGCCAGGUUUGUAGCAACGGUACAAGAGUCUUUGUACAGAGGGAUAUUCUGCCUGAGUUUGUGGAGGAGGUGGUGAAGAGGACCCAGGCCAUAGAGAUAGGUGACCCGCUACUGGAGAGCACCCGAAUGGGAGCACUGGUCAAUCGGCCUCACCUGGAGAAAGUCCUGUCCUUUGUGGAUCAGGCAAAGAAAGAAGGUGCUACAGUGUUGUGUGGAGGUGAACCUUUUGUCCCAUCUGAUCCCAAACUCAAAGAUGGAUACUACAUGACACCAUGUGUGUUGGCUGAUUGUACAGAUGACAUGACCUGUGUGAAGGAGGAGAUCUUUGGCCCCAUCAUGUCCGUGUUGUCGUUUGAAACAGAAGAGGAGGUGUUGCAGAGAGCCAAUGACACCACUAUGGGUCUGGCAGCAGGAGUUUUCACCAGGGAUGUUAGGCGAGCCCAUCGUGUGGUUGAACACCUCAAAGCUGGUUCAUGUUUCAUCAACAACUACAACAUCACCCCUGUGGAGGUGCCUUUUGGAGGCUUCAAAAUGUCAGGUAUAGGACGAGAGAACGGUCAGGUGACGAUCGAGCACUACUCCCAGCUGAAAACUGUGUUCGUGGAGAUGGGAGACGUGGACAGCUUAUUUUAAGACAUGUUUAGAGGGCUGCCACCCUGACUCAGAGACUGGAACAGGAUGAACUGGUUCUGAACCACAUGUCCAUCACUCAGGGACAGAAGUAAUUCUCAAAGUGAUGAGAGACAAGUCGUUGAUUGAAGGAGCUGAAGCGGUAUUAGUAUUUCCUGAGUGUGAAAUAAAUGUGAACUGAGGAGAAAUCCCUAAAGAAAUAUGAGACAGCAGAAAUUAGAUUUUUGAAUCUUUAUUAAUUAGCACUAUCAUCAAGCCAAUUUAAUUACAUUUAAGAUUUUUAUAAGCAUUUACUGAGACUUGGUACAUUUCAGCUACUCAAGUGUAGGCAUGAGCAGCAUGUUCGGUAUCAGUAAGUUGGACUGCCAUCCAUGUACAGAAUAACAUUUUAUAGUUUCAGAAAUGAAUGUUUACAAAUACAGCUUUAUUUCUUGAAAAAAACAUCAGGAUAUUUUUAUAAACACAAUAAUGAAAAAAUGAAGCACUUUGAAUAUUAAAAUUAUUCUGUAUAUCCAUAUUAUUCACUACAUGUACUUUUUUGUCUAUAUAAGAAUUUUGACAGGAAUGUCCUGUCUUGAAGGUAGAAAUCAUUGUGCAAGGAACAUUUUCUUGUGAAAUUAAUUCAAACAUAACCUUGAGCAGUGUUUAAUGAUAAUAAAAAGAACUAGUGGUUCAUGUGUUCAAUGGUU